UUAAUAGGUUUUAACUAAUUGUCGUAUGGGCGCAAUCAUAUCCCGAUUUGCAAGACGGUUCCUUCCUAGAACUGAAGUUAGGAUUCUAAUGGUGGGGCUUGAUGCAUCUGGGAAAACAACAAUUCUGUACAAGCUGAAGCUGGGAGAAAUUGUUCUAACGGUGCCCACCAUCGGUAUCUGCCCCCAUAAACUCUUCACUUUCCAUGACACAAAACUGGCUUCUGGUCUAUCUCGUUUUAAUGUGGAGACAGUGGUGUACAAAAAUAUAAGUUUCACCGUAUGGGAUGUAGGAGGACAGCAAAAGAUUCGGCAUCUAUGGAGACAUUACUUUCAGAGUGCCCAUGGACUUAUCUUUGUCGUGGACAGCAAUGAUAGGAGGAGAAUUUUGGAAGCACGGAAUGAGCUACAUUGCAUUUUAUCUCAUAUCGAACUAAAGGAUGCAAUACUGCUUGUCUUUGCUAACAAGCAGGAUGUCCCAGAUGCUAUGCCUGUUUCUGAGGUUGCUGAUAAGCUUGGACUACCUACUCUUAAACAGCGUCACUGGUACAUUCAAAGCUCUUCUGCGACUUCGGGACGUGGACUAUAUGAAGGUCUAGACUGGCUAUCUAACAACAUCUCUAACAAUCCAGCAUAACAUGGGAAAUUUUCCCCUGUUUUUGCAAGAAAGCUAAAGGGACUUCUAAGGGUUGCAGUGUAUCUUCCUUGCUAAAUCGGCCCGGUCAUAUUACCCUUCAGAGGACGCAUUAUAUGUAUCUUCGGAACUUUCCCUCUUAUCUUGAGUUCCAAUUUCCAAUCUUGUUUUGACUUAUCAGUACGAAAGGCAGAGAUAUCAGAGGAAUCUCAUAUAGGAUUAGAACCUCCUCGUGCACGUUGUAUCCGCCCAUGGCUGUUAUGUUUAGUGUAAAGAAAGAUAGCAUCACUGUAUAGAAUCACCAUGAAGCAGUGCUCUCACCCGAUGCAUUUAGCUUCGGUGCCCUAAAUAUGACCGUGGGGAUUAUAACUGGUCCAAUAAUAGAAAUGGAAGCCGGUGAGGAAUA
This is a messenger RNA of Populus euphratica (Euphrates poplar), 1037 nucleotides long. RefSeq names its product ADP-ribosylation factor 2-like. Bases 26 to 634 code for a protein of 202 amino acids. The transcript has 5 exons. Gene Ontology annotation, molecular function: GTPase activity; GTP binding. The record is from RefSeq and is a predicted model, not a curated record. NCBI's taxonomy places the organism in Eukaryota, Viridiplantae, Streptophyta, Magnoliopsida, Malpighiales, Salicaceae.